Messenger RNA from Rotaria sp. Silwood2, 1182 nucleotides. NCBI's taxonomy places the organism in Eukaryota, Metazoa, Rotifera, Eurotatoria, Philodinida, Philodinidae. The record is from the annotation of a GenBank genome assembly.
AUGGAAAAACGUCUUGACGAUCUUCAACAACGUUUACAAACUUCUAUAACUAAUCUAUGGUGUAAAACUCUUUCAUAUGAAAUAAAUCGUCUAUCAUCAUGUCUAACAAAUAAAUUACCUAUUUAUCGAACACAAUUAACACGUGAACAAUUAUUAAAUUCAAUAAAACUUAUUCAAGAAUUAAAUCUAGUUUCAAUAAAUAAUGAUUUAUAUUCUCGUGCAUUAACAAAUUAUCUUUUACUUCUAUCAAUUCAUACACAUAAAUUAGUUUGUGAAAUAUUUCUUGAUCAUAUUAAUAAUUUAAAAGAACAUCUUCAAUAUUGGAAACAUGAUGAACCAAUUCAAAUAGGUUUAUUUGAUCAAAUAAAAACAACAUUUUGGUAUGAUCAAAAUCGAGAUGAUAUACGUUCAAUAGAAAAAGUUAAAUUUUUAAAUAAACAAGAACAUUAUUUAUCUAAUAUUAUUGGUCGUUUAGCUUAUACAAUAACUAAUUUAGAACAACAAGAAAAAAUUAAUCUUGAUUUAAUUAUGAAUUCUACUAAUGAACUAUAUAAAAUAUUAUUUGAUAAUACAACAGUUAAUUAUAAUUCUCAUAGUGAUUUAUCGGAUGUUAUAGAAGUAUAUUUUCAAAUGUUAAAUGCAUUUGAAGAAUUUAAAUUACGGUUUAUUGAUACAGUUCAUUUAUAUUAUAGGCCAACACAUAUUAAACGUUAUCUUCCAUAUUAUGUAUGUUUUACUGCGAUAGGAUUUUAUACCUUAUAUAAAGUUUAUACGAAUAAAGAACAAAUUAUAAAUUAUGCUUAUUCAUCAUAUGAUUCAUUGAAAUUUUUUAUUGAUGAACAUUUAAUAAUACCAUUAAAAACAAUUUAUACAUCAACAUUUGAAUCACGUUCAUCACAAGCUGCAUUUGAAAAUUCACAAAUAAAUUAUACAAAUUCAAAAAAAAUUCUUGAGGAAAUGUUAGAAGAAUAUGGACGUCAACAUGCCGGUACAUUAGCACAAAUUAAUAAUACUAGUAUAGAAGAAUUUUUGUCAACAUUAAAUGAACGUGCAAGAAAUGAAGAUAUGAAUGUUGUAAUGAAGAAUUAUCAACAAGAACUUAAUCGACCUAUAAUAUCAGCUCUUCUUGGAGAUUUAAUUAAAGGUAUCUUUUUAAUGUUAGAUCAAUGGCAAUUACUUUAA